UUCACAGAGAGACCGUGAGAGGAAGAGGAGCAGCCGGGGUCUCAAAAUGGUCCGGUGAUGCCGCCAUGAGUCAAAAUGGUACCUGCCUGUGGACUUGGCUCCCUCAGAGCAGCCAGUCGCCAUGUGACCGCUAUAAGCACGCCUGCUGCAGCUACGGUGGAAGUGUCUACAUCCUGGGAGGAAGAAAGAACAGCUGUCUGAGGGACUUCUGGAUGUACAGUGUGGUUUGUAACGAGUGGACAGAGCUGAACUGUACGCUGUCAUCUGACGCUGCACCAGAAGAACUAGAAGAACAUACUAUGGUGGUUCAUGAGGGCUUCCUGUACGUGUUUGGAGGCAUGCUGGAUUCUGCAUACACAAAGUGGAGAUUUCCCCUCUGGGUGUUUGACAUUGCAAAGCAGAAAUGGGUUCACUGCCAGGGAAAGACGAGCUCCCCUCAGACUCAAAUGCCAACCAACAGAAAAGGACACAGUGCUGUGGUGGUUGGCUCUGCCAUGCUGGUGUACGGAGGUCUCAUUGACAUGAAAGGAUCCUCGCAGGACUUCUGGAGUUUGGAUUUUGAUACUAUGGCUUGGUCCCUCCUGAGCGGUUCUCAGCAGGGCUCAUCGGGCCCCGGCCCCAGACACAGUCACUCAGCCAUGGCCAAUCACAGCUGCAUGUACCUGUUUGGGGGCCUGAAAGGUUUGCGGGAGCAGAGAGACUUCUGGAAGUGGAAUUCCAUCAACCACACAUGGAGCUCCCUCAGAAACAAGUCGGGCCCCUCCAGACUGAUGGGCCACUCAGCCGUGGCCUACAGGGACUGUAUGCUUCUUUUUGGGGGCGGUGAGAGCCAGAACUCGCCAAAGAACUGCCUGUGGAAGUACAGCUUCACCUCUCAGACAUGGGCGCAGCUGUCCACGCUCCCAGGCUCCACCCCCCCAGACAAGAUCCACCACUGCUGUGCUGGGCUGGGCCCCAGCUAUAGGUCCACCGGCAGCAGCCCCAGCUCCAGCUCAGGACUCCAACCCGGACUGCUGGACGGGAAACUACGACCCUUCAAGAACAAGUGCUUCCCCGCCCCGCUCACCUUUCUCGGCUCAGAGGAAGCGUUCGAGCUGGAGACGUUCAAAACGAUCAAACAGCCGUCAGACCUGGAAGACACCACAGAGGGCCUGAUGGGAAAAGACGCACAGCGGAUCGGGAACUGUCUGACCUUUGAAAACAAGGCAUUCAGGAAGCAGUGGAGCUGCACUGAGGAGGACCUGCUGGACCAGGAGGAUGAGGAUGUAGCUCUGCAUCUGCCUGACCUGCUGCUGGUACUGGGGGGGAGACCCUGCUCCUCACACAGUCCCAUCUCCGUGUGGCAGAUGACUCUGACUGACACCUAACAGCCUGUGAACAAAGGUUUUAUUCUGUAUGAGAAAUGUGAAAAAAAAAC
Plectropomus leopardus (leopard coralgrouper) is the source of this 1417-nucleotide messenger RNA. It is a transcript of the gene klhdc3l, whose product is annotated as kelch domain containing 3-like. Lineage: Eukaryota; Metazoa; Chordata; Actinopteri; Perciformes; Serranidae. Gene Ontology annotation, molecular function: protein binding. Gene Ontology annotation, cellular component: Golgi apparatus. The record is from RefSeq and is a predicted model, not a curated record.